This is a messenger RNA of Ailuropoda melanoleuca (giant panda), 2137 nucleotides long. RefSeq names its product general transcription factor IIA subunit 1 like (gene GTF2A1L). The coding region runs from base 578 to 2011 and encodes 477 amino acids. Gene Ontology annotation, biological process: transcription by RNA polymerase II; transcription initiation at RNA polymerase II promoter. The transcript has 9 exons. Gene Ontology annotation, cellular component: transcription factor TFIIA complex. The record is from RefSeq and is a predicted model, not a curated record. Lineage: Eukaryota; Metazoa; Chordata; Mammalia; Carnivora; Ursidae.
UGGGGCCCAAUAAUUUGCAUUUUUAACCGGGUCCCAGAUGAUGCGGAUGUUGUCGUCCUACACUUUGAGAAUCGAUCUUAGAAGAGUUUGGCUUUUGUUGUAUUUUUAUUGGAGUUCAGCUGUGCGUGGGGCGCAGGGGGAGGGGUGGAAAUUGGUAAAAGGAGAGGACAGAAGCCGCUAGUCUCCCCACUUUCCUGGCCCAACCCCCUUCCAAGCUGAAGGUGAACUGUUAUCUACCACUGCAACGGGUCUCCCCUAUUUUCUCAGUCUUUAUUUUACAGACUGAGGAAAUAAAGGUUCUUCAGAGGUCGGUUGCACAGUCCAAAGCUGUUUAGACUGCACUCAUCAGCCCAUUUUAGCGGGCUUCUUUGCUCAUGCAGACCAACCUCUUCCUUCUAUCCUGGGAUCCCUCCUGCUCAGCGCACUAGCCUUUUUCUCCUCCUCCGCCCCGCCCCCAGCGUCCUUGCGCAGUUGCGCAGGCAACGUGCACGCCGCGUUCAAAGCGAGCGGUGAGGGGGCCUUGGUGGGGCACCGCGUGCCGCGCAGGCGCGAGAGGAGAGGCGCCGGAGCCGCUGUCAUGGCCUGCGUCAACCCCGUGCCUAAACUCUACAGAUCUGUAAUUGAAGAUGUAAUUGAAGGAGUGAGGGAUCUCUUUGCUGAAGAAGGUAUAGAGGAACAAGUUUUAAAAGACUUGAAGCAGCUUUGGGAAACAAAGGUUUUGCAGUCUAAAGCAACAGAAGACUUCUUCAGAAAUAGUGUCCAUUCACCUGUGUUCACCCUUCAGUUGCCGAACAGCUUGCACCAAACGUUGCAGUCAUCAACAGCAUCAUUAGUUAUUCCUGCUGGUAGACCUCUUCCUAGUUUUACUACAACAGAAUUGGGCACCUCAAACUCUAGUGCAAGCUUCACUUUUCCUGGUUAUCCUAUUCAUGUACCAGCAGGUGUGACACUACAGACUGCAUCUGGUCACCUUUAUAAAGUCAAUGUACCAAUUAUGGUGACACAGACUUCUGGAAGAGCAAGUAUUCUACAUCCAAUUCAGCAAGUAUUUCAGCAGCUGGGGCCGCCUUCAAUAAUACAGACCAGUGUUCCACAAUUGAAUCCAUGUUCUCUCCUCGCGACUACUGAAAAAUCACAGAGAAUAGAAACUGUGCUCCAGCAACCCACAAUUCUUCAUUCUGGGACAGUGGAUAGGAAACAUUUAGAAAAUGCCAUCAGUGAUAUACUCGCACCUCCUGGAAAUGAGCAUGAAAUCAUGUCUGAAGCUUUGUUGAGUCAGCCGGAAAGCUGUCAGUAUAUCCGUCUUCCAGGUGUUGUGUUUCCUCCACAGGUCUCUCAGACAGAUGCGCACGGGGAGCCAGUGCUUGGUGUUUCUGGCAGCAUGACUCAAAAUCUGAAUGGUGGGCUCCUCUCCGCUGGGCGACAGGGGACCCAGCACCAGCACAUGUCUGAUAUUGAGCUUCAUGUUCUUAAAAAUAGGAUGUUUGGACGUGAUUCUGUAAAGCAGCCAAGAAAUACAGAGGAGCCCAGCAGCCUACCUGUCUCAGAGAAGGAUUCUAAUUCUCAGAUGGUUUUAAGCAUUCAGGUAACCGAUGGUGAUAUUAAUGAAAUAAUUCAAAUAGAUGGAACCGGUGAUACAUCUUCCAAUGACGAAAUAGGAAGUGCAAGAGAUGUAGAUGAGAAUGAAUUUCUAGGGAUUAUUGAUGCAGGAGACCUGAAGGUACAUGAAGAAGAAGCUGACAAUAUAUCAAAUGAAGAUUCAACUGCCAACAGUAGUGAAAAUGAAGAUCCUCAAAGAGACGUUGUAGAAGAGGACCCUUUAAAUUCUGGAGAUGAUGUUAGUGAGCAGGAUGUGCCAGACCUGUUUGACACAGAUAAUGUAAUCGUCUGCCAGUAUGACAAGAUUCAUCGAAGCAAGAACAAAUGGAAAUUCUAUUUGAAAGAUGGUGUUAUGUGUUUUGGAGGGAGAGACUAUGUAUUUGCAAAAGCCAUUGGUGAUGCAGAGUGGUAAACAAGAGCCCGAUAAACCAUAAACAUCAAUGGGACUAUAUUACAUAUUGUGAAACUUAUUUUAAAUAUAGUCCAGUACAGAGCUGCUCAAAGUUUUCGUUCACUGUAUGGAAUUAAUAAAACUAUA